Labrus bergylta (ballan wrasse) is the source of this 562-nucleotide messenger RNA. NCBI's taxonomy places the organism in Eukaryota, Metazoa, Chordata, Actinopteri, Labriformes, Labridae. The record is from RefSeq and is a predicted model, not a curated record.
GAAGCUCUGCACCAAACUGACCGUGGUGACAACCCAGUGGAUGGAGAUCCUGCAGAGGUUGUGUCUGCACAGCAACUCUUGGAUAGCACACCGUGGCAUGGUGGUUGUCUUUAACAUGCUCAACUCAGAUGACAGUGAGCUGUCGAAGAAGCUGAUCGAGAGUGAGCUGCUGGAAAUCCUCUCAGUGAUCGGCAAAGCUGAGGACAACCCGAAGAGGCAGGAGACCAUCGAUGUUGCACGUGCGUGCCUUGUCAAAGCUAUGGAUCUUGGUCUCAUCAAACCUUUCAGCAGCCCUUCUUAAAGUGCUGCUACAAGGAAACACCAAUGGACAAUUUUCUUUAUUUCCUCUGUUACAUAUAGUACAGACUUUUUUUCUAAUGCUUUUCAACUUCAGAGAUAUUAAAGGAUUCAUCCAACCAUAUAACAUAAAGUAUUAUUUAAGUUUGUGCUAAAUCCAAACUGUGAUUGAAUAUUUAAGACUGAUCUGUUCACAUGUGUUUGGCUGGACUUGGUUUAACUGUUCAGCAUUCAUGACAAAGUAUAACAGUUUGCCAAUUUAGUU